UAUUAAAAUUCUCGCCAACCAUCGGUAGGUAAAGGAAUAGGCACCAAGGCAAAUCGAGCUAGGAAAGAGUAAAGGGAUCUGAGAAGAGAGAGGAGAAGAAAGUGCACAGAGAAGAGAAGCAUAUAACUAAAUUUAGCUCCGCAACAUUUCAGGCAGAAGCAAGGCAACUUUAACUCAGAUUAUUUGAUGGAAGGGUUGGCGCGUUCACAAAUCAACCCGAUUCAUGCUACUUUUACACAAUACCGCUCUAGUUUUGUUCCAGCUUUUUCCCUGCAGUUUAAAAAUAAUCUGACUAGCGGUGGAAUUUUGUUUAUGAAACCUUCUCAAUCAUGCAAUUCUAUUACUGCUUCAGUUCAACCUUUAAAAGCCUCCUCACUGGGCCACUGCAACAAUACAUUGCCAUCCAAAGAGGUUCUUGAGCUUUGGAGAAGUGCCGAUUCAGUAUGCUUUGAUGUGGAUAGCACGGUAUGCCUAGAUGAGGGUAUUGAUGAACUUGCAGAGUUUUGUGGAGCUGGAAAGGCUGUUGCAGAAUGGACUGCUAAAGCAAUGGGUGGUUCUGUUCCUUUUGAGGAGGCCUUGGCUGCCAGACUAUCUCUGUUCAAACCUUCCCUAUCUCAGGUCCAAGAUUUUCUUGAGAAGAGGCCCCCAAAAAUCUCUCCUGGCAUAGAUGAGUUGGUCAAGAAGCUGAAGGCUAAAAAUACAAAUGUUUAUUUGAUCUCGGGAGGCUUUCGACAAAUGAUCAAUCCUGUUGCAUCUAUCCUUGGGAUUCCACCUGAAAAUAUAUUUGCCAACCAAUUACUCUUCGGAAGUUCUGGGGAAUUUCUGGGGUUUGAUGCAAAUGAGCCGACUUCAAGGAGUGGAGGAAAAGCAACUGCAGUGCAGCAAAUAAGGAAGGUUCAUGGAUACAAGGCUCUGGUUAUGAUUGGGGAUGGUGCAACUGAUCUUGAGGCUCGAAAACCAGGUGGUGCUGACUUGUUCAUUUGCUAUGCGGGUGUUCUACUUCGAGAGACCGUAGCAGCAAAAGCUGAUUGGUUGGUUUUUAGUUUUAUAGAUCUGAUAAAUUCCUUGGAAUAGGUUUUAAUCUUCUGAAUUCUAAAUAUCUUGCUAUAUUUCUCUUUCUCCUACGGUUGUUCUAUUUUGUUGGCCAAGUACCUGUAUUAAAUCGGUGCUUUCUCAUUUUUUCUGAACUAAAAUUUUUUCCUCUUUAUAUCUUAUAACAAUGAAUAAGCUACAAUUAUUUGAGAAGACCAACAAAAGGUUUGUGUUUUCAA
Hevea brasiliensis (rubber tree) is the source of this 1271-nucleotide messenger RNA. RefSeq names its product phosphoserine phosphatase, chloroplastic. The coding region runs from base 187 to 1074 and encodes 295 amino acids. The transcript has 8 exons. Gene Ontology annotation, biological process: L-serine biosynthetic process; dephosphorylation. Lineage: Eukaryota; Viridiplantae; Streptophyta; Magnoliopsida; Malpighiales; Euphorbiaceae. The record is from RefSeq and is a predicted model, not a curated record. Gene Ontology annotation, cellular component: cytoplasm. Gene Ontology annotation, molecular function: magnesium ion binding; L-phosphoserine phosphatase activity.